AUGAGCAUAUUUCCACUAUUGAAGCUCCCCGAAUCUUCAGUGGACACUAUUGUCAAGCAAAUGGAGUUUCACGAAAUAGUAAAAUUUUGCAUUUGUUCGAACCAAUCGGCCGAAGCUGUGAAACGGCUCAACCCAACGUUUCAUCGUCUCUUAAUCAACUUUUCUCAUGACAAGUGCAAUAUUUGGCUAGCGGAAGAAGAAUAUAGACCAAAACAACUCAAAGUCACUUUUCAUAAAAGUUCUGCAGAAGUUCCAAAUAGAUCUAAGAUGGAUGGAAUAGAAGAAUACAGAUAUGAAGUCAUUGAUCCCGCGCAGAAAAAUGCGAAUGUGGCUAGACUAAUCAUGGAUUCUAUUAAUGUAAAAGAAUGUUGGUAUGGUAUUAGUCCUGAUAACAUUGAAAAUCUGAAAGAAUACGUAACCAAUGUUCUUGUUGAAGACUAUAACUAUUUUGAAGUUUGUGGGAGAAAAACGGCUGCUGACGACAAUUUUCUAGACUCAGAAGAUUUAACAUUUCUUAUGAAUACUGUCAAGAAAAACGUUAUGUUCCAAGUUAUGUCUAAUAUUCCGACGGAUUUUAAGCAUGAAAAAGCUUUGCAAUUCAAAUCUUUUCAUUAUAUUGACGAUCGUUGGUUGACACUUGAUAAUUUGAAGUCAAUGAGAAAUGUUGAAGAAGCAGUUCUCAGCUGGACCCAUUUCAAUUGGAAUGAUAUCAACCAGUUUCUUCAUUAUUGGAUGACUUGUGAUGAUGAUAUGAUGAGAGAGUUGUUCAUUUACUUUAAAUGUGGGACAGUUUUCAACGAGAACGAGCUGCUGCGUAAUCUGACUGCAAUAUCUUGUCAGGUUGAUCGACAUUCAUUUCACUAUAUAAAAGCACGGAAUAAUGGGAACAGGAAAUAUACGGUGGGACAAUUACACUUUGACUACCUAUCACUAUGUCUCCGAUUCAAAGCGAUUGAAUCCAAAAGUCUCCCAGAUGAUGUUUACAAACACCUCGAAGAUGUUGAGAAGAUUCAGAAGUUGAGCAGAGUGAAGGUAGACAUUGAGAAUUUGGGUUUCGAGUAUCAGAAGAUGUUGGAAAACGAAAAAUGUGAUAUUGAGAAGGGACGAAUUCAAAGAGAGUUGGAGAUAGUCGAGAGGACGAAGCAUGGUAUCAAUGGACAGUUGGAAUUGGUUCAGAACCAAUGGAAACCAUUUUUAUUGAGUUUUCUCACGGGGGCCUUACGAGUGCUCUAUCCUAUUGGAAUGAAUAUUGAAGUCAAUCUCUCAUUUGAUGAAUCUGAUUGA
Messenger RNA from Caenorhabditis remanei, 1284 nucleotides. RefSeq lists its product as uncharacterized. NCBI's taxonomy places the organism in Eukaryota, Metazoa, Nematoda, Chromadorea, Rhabditida, Rhabditidae. The transcript has 5 exons. The record is from RefSeq and is a predicted model, not a curated record. Gene Ontology annotation, biological process: embryo development. The coding region runs from base 1 to 1284 and encodes 427 amino acids. Gene Ontology annotation, molecular function: protein binding.